GAUAUUUGAGAAGCCUUUGAAAUCAUGUUUUCGUACAGAUAGAUAUCUGUUUAUUUGAGCUAAAGGUUGUGUGGUAUUUUACUUUGGAUAAUUGAACAGUAACAAAUACAGGAUAUUUGUGCAACACUAAGGCAAAUAUUGAUGUAAAAUCGACAAUUGAAGGUUGUUACGGUACAUGGUCAAAGAAUGGCGACCAACUAUGAUUUUGAAGACAACAAUAUUACUGAAGAACCACCAGACUUAGUAAUAAACCACCCAGCCAAAAUACAGGCAGCCGAUAAGGAAUACAAACACAACCAAACAGCAUCUGUCAAGGCCGUAAUAAUAAAAUGGAUAUCAACAAUAUUCAUGGCUCUACUAUUUCUUGCGUGUCUCGUGCACAGCAGAAUAACAAUCCUGGCUCUGUCGGAAUCUCUACAUGCACCAAACAGUUUAAACCUGAUUGCAAGAACGAGGCUCUUUGUUUUGUUACAGAUAAUAGCUGUUGUGCCACAUUUUAUAAACAUGGUUCGUGGAAUUUGGUGCGGUCUUCUUAGAGCCGAUAGAAAGUGGCCUAUUGGGCGUAGAAAAUGGAUUUUGGCAACCUUCGUUAGCCUGUUAGAAUCAUUCGGACUUUGUUUGUUCAUCUUCUGUAUUCCUGGGCUCACCAAGACGCAUCACGUGAUUUUAUUGAUGAACUGCGUGUUUUUAUUUCCUUUGUUGGAUAACAUACGAUGCCUUUGGAUUAAUCGACGGCAUCAUCGAGACCAGCAGUCAAGAUUGAGAUCCAAUUAUCCUGGAGGAAGAAAAGUUAACAUAUCAUGGGCAGGAGCGUUAUUUGCAGAGCUUGUUGGAAUAGCUUUUACAGCAUAUUUGCACAGAAAGGUCCCUGUUAACAGAGUAUGGAUAGCGCCAGUUGGAGUAGUAUGUGUUUCCUUGGCCUGGAUGCCAUCUCUACAAAAAUACCUGGUAGAGAAUAGUUAUACAUUAUCAAGUGUCCAGGAUUCAGCAAACGGCCAUGGAACAAGGGGAAACGUACAAGAAGAAGUCCCGAAUGUACCUGAUAAUUUACCAUCUAUGAUGAGAAUAGAACGUACUGCGUGGAAAUUGACGACUUGGAUGUCUUUUGUAAAACUCGUUUCAACGAUAGGAUUUUCUAUGCUCAUAUAUCUAGAUGACACGAUGUCACCAUUCCCGGACUCACUUCGCAGUGGAGUUGACAUACAUAACUAUAUGGACGGUUGGAAAGAAUUGAGCGGGUGUAGUCAAAAAGAAUUAUACUACUUUAUUGCUCAUAUGGCAGAAGGUUUAAUUGGUUAUAUAGUUGGGUAUAUUGCUUGUACAACACGCUCACAGCUAUUAGGAUUUUCAGUUCCUCUAAUGUCAGCAACUCCAUUGUCGGUGACACUUCUAGCCAUCGAUAACACGUGCAGAAAGUUCCUUCUGCACCCAGGAGUAAACAACGGAAAAAAUGAAUGUGUUAUAAGUGACAUGGGAAUUAAAUUUCUUAUAUUGGCAACAUUCUUCCUUGUGCUGGCUCAAGUAUUAUCCACGUGGUGGCUGUUGGUUAGAAGUCAAUUGAUUGUUAACCUAGGGGAGGACCAGCUGUUUUGGACACCUAUGUACAAUUCGGCUCUUUUCGAGCACUGGAUUAUGCUGACAAGAAGAAAUGAGCUAACUGACAUCGGGAACGUUGACUUGCAUCCUUUGGAAAAAGCACGACGUUCGAGAAUAUUUAUAUGUACAACUAUGUACAGAGAGAAUGAAGAGGAAAUGAAACAACUCUUGCAAUCACUUCAAUUAAUAAAUGACAGGGUAACACAUUCAACAGGCCUCAAGUUUGAAUCCCAUAUAUUCUUUGACGGUGCUGUAAAGAAAGAUGUACCGACAGGAUUUUUGUCACAGCUAGUAUCUCUUGUUGAGGACACGUUUGGCACAUUAGCUAUAAGAUGUACAAAAACUACAACACCAUACGGCAUGUCUUUAAGCUGGAGAUUAGUUUCAUGUGGUAAAGAGGGAAUGUACUUUACCAUUCAUCUUAAAGACAAUCAGAAGGUCAAGAAUAAAAAGAGGUGGAGCCAAGUAAUGUACAUGUCAUAUGUCCUCGACUGUCAGCUGAAACAAAGCCAGUCAGCGGAUACAAAUUAUGAUAUGGAAGAAGAAUCCUACAUUCUGACCACUGAUGCUGAUGUUCAGUUUACUCUCGACAAUGUUGAAGCUCUACUUGAUUUCAUGACGCUGGAUUAUAGUGUGGGGGCAGUUUGUGCUAGGACUCACCCGCUUGGCAGUGGUCCUGUUGUUUGGUACCAGAAAUUUGAUUACGCAAUCGCUCACUGGUUUCAGAAGGCUUCAGAACAUGUAAUUGGGUCUGUGCUCUGUGCUCCUGGAUGCUUCAGUGUCUAUAGAUGCAAGGCGAUCAGAGAGGUCCUCCCACUAUAUGCCUCCAAUGUUGAACAGGCAGAAGAAUUCCUUACAAAAGAUAUGGGAGAGGACCGUUGGUUAUGCACGCUUUUGAUCCAAAGCGGUUGGCGCAUCGAGUAUUGUGCAGCAUCCGAGAAUAAAACUCAUUGUCCAGAAGACUUCGAUGAGUUUUUCAAACAACGGAGGCGCUGGAUUGUAUCAACGUUGGCAAAUCUGUGGUUACUCAUAAAUAAGUGGAGAUACAUCCGAAAACACAACCUCCGUGUAUCAUAUUUGUUCCUUGUUUACCAAGUACUGUUGCUGGUUGCUACGCUGAUCGCUCCAAGUUCAGUUCUUCUUGUUGUAUCAGGAGGACUUAAAUAUGGAAUGAACUUUAACCCUGAAGCAACUUUGAGUCUUCAACUCGUGCUGUGUUUGUGUUUCACGCUGAUCUGUUUAUAUACUUCACAGAGAGUUCAGUUAUAUGCUGCAAAAUUGUUAACCUGCUUUUACGCCAUACUUAUGAUGAUUGUUGCGGUUGGAACAGCAGUUGAAAUUGUAACAGACAUUAGAGGAGCACCGGGAUCUGAAGCUAGUUUCAUCAGCGACAAAAUUAGGAUUUCCACCACAAGUGUCUACCUGUUCUCCGUAGCUGGGCUGGUUGUUCUAGCUGCUAUUUUACAUUUACGCGAGUUUCCAUGUGUUUUCCAUGGGUUUGUCUAUCUGCUGUUUUUACCUGCUGGAUACUUGAUUUUGAUAAUAUACAGUAUCUGUAACAUCACUGACAGCUCAUGGGGAACAAGAGAAAGUACGGAGGAAAUCACUAUACAUCGCAGUACAUCAUGGCAAGGGAAAUUCAAGGAAUUAUUCCAAAACAUUUUCUUUUGUUGCUUUAAUACAAAAGUGCCAGCAGAUCCUACACCAUCAAUUGAGACAAAAACGCUUGGAACACAGGCUGCUCUCUCUGAUGAUGAUGAUGAAGAUUCUAUAAAUAAGAGGAACUGUGAUCAAGCCUCGCAAACGGAGAUGAAACAGAAAUUCUCCUCAGAUACAUCGCCAGAGUAUGAUGAUGAUCUUGCUGUUGAGGACUGGCUUGAUCAAGAUAUGAUGACGGAAGCAAGAAUUUUAAGACAAAAUGGCUUUGAUAAGACCUCGUUUAUAAGUGGUAUGACUGAGAAGGAAAUACAAGACACUGGUAUUAAAAAUAAGGGGAAAAUACAUGCUUUAUUGGGAAGGAUACAGCAAUUAAAGGACUAUGAGAUUCCUGUAAACGUUCCGGAAAACGUUGAAUGUUGGUUAAAAACCCUUGAUUUGUUGCAAUACAAGGACAAUUUCAUUCGCAAUAACAUAUCAACGCAACAGGAAAUGGAAGUUCUCAAAGACCUCAAGAUUAAAGAGAUUCGUACUGACCUUGGAAUUACAAAAUAUGGUCAUAUCAAGAGACUGGUAAAGGGAAUAAACCAACUAAGGAAACCAACAAUUGCGGAACAGAAGCGUGCUACCAUCCAAAGACUGAUUAUAAACCAUGAGACACUAAAACUUGAAGAUGUUAAUGCUGAUGUAUAUGCCUAUUGGGAAUAUCUCCGAAAGAGAUGCCUCAUACCACAGUCAGCUGUGUUUGAAUCAGAUGAGCAUUUGAAAGUCAAACUUCGCCACUUAAGGGACAGAUGGCUUGCGAUUUUUGCAAUGAUUAAUAUACUUUGGCUGAUCCUUAUUUUGUCUUUGGCUGAUAAAGGGAAACUACUCGGUGUGUUCGGAAGUAACCCAGUCGGUUUUGUUGUGAUAGUACUAUUCAGCUUCAUCCUUCUGCUCCAGUUCUUGGCAAUGAUAGUACAUCGUAUUUCAACAUUGAUGCACUUCUUGGGGAGGACGCCGUACAAAUGUAACAGCGCAUAUAACAGCAGUUGGAUGUUCGAUUUCAGUGACCUGUACACAUUAGAGGAGACCGAACGUAAGCAAUUCCAUGAAGAUAGUGGGAAGGCAGAGGAUAGGAUUUUCAGAAAGCGGCGUACCAAAGAUAAAGCAGAUUCAAGUGAUGACGAAACUACACCAUUGGUUUCAAAUGAGCAUAGAUGAAGAAAAAUGUCGGCAUGCAACAUUAAAGGCAAUGAUAAUGUGAAAGCAAAUGUAGUCAUGUUACAUUUAAGACAAUGAUUAUGUGAAAGCAAAUGUAGUCAUGUAACGUUCAAGACAUGAUAAUCUGAGCUCAAUUACGAAUGCGUCUAAAUUCACUUAUUUUCUAUGUUUUCCGAAAAUAUUUUGACGAGAGGGACAUACAGGUGCCGCCUUGUCUUUCCAUCCGACAGUCCUAAAAUCUUUAUCGAGAUUACACCACCUAUAGUUUUCAAGGCAUUUGGCCCAAAAUACGAAAAUGUAUUGCUAGCAAGUGAACUUUGGCAUAUCAUUAGGACAUAACCCUGCUAAACUGCUAUUACUUGUGCUGUAUUUUGCCAUGCAGAUUAUUCCUGUAACAUGGUACAGAUAAAAGAAAUUGCUAUUACAUACAGUUAUUUUAUUAUCUCCUUAACAUUUUACCAAUUGUAUAGAAUCUUACAUAACUCAGACUUUUAAAAGUUCAUUAUUAUAUUUCUCUACCUUUUAGCAUAUUAUUUUUGUUCAUGUAAUGAUAAAUUAUAUAUACUGUAACUAACAAGAUGAUAACUAGUUAAAUACACUACAUCAAAAUCCUUCAA
Messenger RNA from Mercenaria mercenaria, 5072 nucleotides. Its product is annotated as chitin synthase-like. Bases 187 to 4455 code for a protein of 1422 amino acids. The record is from RefSeq and is a predicted model, not a curated record. Gene Ontology annotation, cellular component: cell septum; cell periphery. NCBI's taxonomy places the organism in Eukaryota, Metazoa, Mollusca, Bivalvia, Venerida, Veneridae. The transcript is spliced from 30 exons. Gene Ontology annotation, molecular function: protein binding; chitin synthase activity.